UACACCUGCGCAGCCUUUCACUGCACCGCCUUGAACGUUGAUAAUAUUCAGCUAAAGUGCUUCGAGUGAAGGUCAUCACAUUCGCACAGCUCAACCACACACUCGAGUACGCUUGCCGACCUUCCACUUACACUUCGCGCCAAACAACCAUAAAAGCAAAUAUCAACACAAUGCGAGGGAGCGGCGGAUACUACUAUUAUGGUCAGGAGGAGCUGGAACAAAUGCACAUGCAUGCAUUCAACCACUAUCGUUGGCAAGGUUGCUCAAUGCUCGAAGCUUACGAUCUAGCCACUGACGCCGUCGAACGUGAGACGGGUUAUGAACCGAGACGGGACCAAAUGCGUGUAGAUCGCGAGAAUGCACGUCGCAUCGAUCGCGCUGCGGAGAUCAUGGCACGCUCAACCUCCUCUGGACGCCCUCGCCAAACCGAGUCUUCACGCCGGUACGAAAAGUAUGACCCACGCCGCCGUACGCAGCAGUCUUCUUCGCGCAGCGAGCAGACUGGGUCUCAGACUGAGUACGAUCGCAUGUUCCAGAACGGCACUGAUAAGUUCGCUUCGCGUACCUCUGGUAAGAUCCUGGGCUGCGAGGAUGUCGAGAGCUGCGCCAAGGCGAUUUUCAACGAGCUGAUUGCGGAAGGCAAGAGCCCAGAGUACGCCCAGCAGAAGACAGAACAGUUCGCCAUACGUGAACACGGUAAGCGUAACGCGAAGAUGCGAGAGGCUGGGUAUCGAUUUGAGAGUGAAGAAGAAGAAGAAGAAGAAGAAGAAGAAGAAGAGAACGAUGCCGCUGCUCGCCGUAAUGCACGCCAUAGCAAUGAUGACAACUAUGGUGCUGGUAGCAAUCGACCAGGCUACGGUAACCGCCGUUCCCAGCCUAAGGAGACUUAUGAUACCAGCUAUCCCUACUCGGAAGAGGACCUCAAGCUCAUGCGGCGGAAGAUCUAUGAGGAUUGGUGCGAUAAGGGUUGUAAUCCAGACGAGGCGAAGCGGGAAGCCCAGAAAUGGUACAACGCCAAGAUGAAGGGCCGUUGUGGAAGUGGAUCUUCGUCUCGUCGCUCUGGUUUUGACAGCUUCGGCGACAUGCGAGAUGCUUUCGAUGAUAAAGACGAUUAUCCACGUCAGGAAUCUCACUCAUCGCGUGGUACCCGUUCCGGCAAGUCACGCCAGCAGGGCCCCGCGUACGACGAGUACUUCACUGAAGAGCCUGAAGAUGAAUACCGCCCUCGCGGCAAGACUGGAGGCCGUUCCCAUGGUUACCGCACUAAAUAUCGCCGUCCAGGUGGAGACUAUUCUUCGGGUAGCAGCCACGACGAGCCAGGUGGUGUGAAACCUGUUGUGGAGCUGUACAAGCUCCUAUGCGUCUCGAAGCAUGCGACCGUGGCCGAUAUCACGAAGGCACACAAGAAGCUGUGUCUAAAGUACCACCCUGACCGUGUACCCGGUGGUGUAGCAGCGAAGAAGGCGGCGAAGAAGGCGGCGACGGACAAGAUGGCGCAAAUCAACCAGGCCAAGGAUGUGCUGAAGGACCACAAUUUGCGGGCGUACUAUGACCGUACGGGUUUGAUUGCUAGCAUGUGUAAGUCGCCGGAUGCUUGAGUAGCAAGGGAGGCAUCGGAUUCUAUGGAGGAAAGGAAAUAGGAUUUGCAAGUCAACGUAAUGUGUGAAUGUGCGGUGGUAUACGAAUGUGUGGUAUGACGUGCUGUGAAUGGACUGGGAGAAAGAAAAAGAGAAAACCGCGAUCUCAACGAACUUGAUGGCUAGAAAAUAGCUCUCAGCGGUGGCAAGUCAGAUGUGAAUACGCCAAGUGUCUGUC
Molecule: messenger RNA, 1815 nt
Organism: Didymella exigua CBS 183.55
Lineage: Eukaryota; Fungi; Ascomycota; Dothideomycetes; Pleosporales; Didymellaceae
Product: DnaJ-domain-containing protein
Exons: 1
Coding region: 171-1598 (475 amino acids)
Source: RefSeq, a predicted model, not a curated record